GUUGGCUGAGAAUAAAUGGCCCUGGCUGCCGCUGGUGCAAUGCUACGCUUUCCGGCCUUGCGAGAAGUCGGGUGCCACGCGGGGACUCGUGCCGCAGUUCGUACUGCGGUGUCGCCGGGCUGACCACGAAGGAGGACACCGCUUGUCUGUCUCCACCGCCGGCCCCCACGAGAGCCAGGUGAUUAAUACUUAAAUACCUGUGUUUUGGACACCGUGUUCAUAAUGGAAUUUCCUGACUUGGGGAAGCACUGCUCAGAACCGACUUGCAAGCAACUAGAUUUUCUGCCAAUAACAUGUGACGCAUGUAAACAAGAUUUCUGUAAAGACCAUUUUUCCUAUGCCAGUCAUAAGUGUCCCUUUGCGUUCAAGAAGGACGUGCAGGUGCCCGUGUGUCCCCUCUGUAAUGUCCCAAUCCCUGUGAAAAAAGGUGAGAUCCCAGAUGUGGUGGUUGGAGAGCACAUGGACAGAGAUUGCACCUUUCACCCUGGGAGGAGCAAAAAGAAGGUUUUCACACACCGAUGCUCAAAAGAGGGAUGCAGGAAGAAGGAGAUGCUGCAGCUGACUUGUGCACAAUGCCAUGGCAACUUCUGCAUUCAGCAUAGGCAUCCUCUGGACCACAACUGCCAAGCCGGAAGCAGCUCAGCCAGCAGAGGGAGGCCUUCAACAUCCGGAGCUCCUGAGCAGAAGCCAUCGGGAAUCAGUUGGUUGGCCCAGCAACUCAGGCGGACCGUGAAGUGACAGCAAGGCUCCUGUCUGGGCCGCACACCCGCUCCUGUCUGUUGGGUUUUAACCUUGGUGAUGUGGCCUCGGGUGCUUUCCUGAUUCUGCUGCUACACUGAGUCUUUAUGAGAACCUCUCCCGUUGACUGUUGAAGUUAGGGCAGAGAGAUGGCUCACAAACAUGAGGACCUAGUUAGCCCAAGAGUCCAUGUUUUUAAAAAAGCCAGAUGUGGGGUUGUAAUCCCAACACUUGGGCGGUGGAGACAGGAGAAUCCCUAGGACUCUCUGACCAGCAGCCUAGCCUAAUUGGAGAGUUCAUACCACCAGAGGAAGACCGACAUACCACCUCAAGAAACAAGGUGGACACUUCUGGGGAGGGACAUUGGAGAUUCACUUCCGGCUUCACACACACAUGUGCACGCACGCGCACACACACACACACACACACACACACACACACACACACACACACACACGAUGCACAAAUUAUUUAACAGAAUAAAUGAGGCUGUUCAGCACUUGGAGGUGUGUUAGGUUACCAUAGCAAGCUGCUGAACUCAGGAGCCAAGGACCUGUGUACACCUCAUUAGCUGUGGCUUUGACCUGUGCUGAAACCAUUCCAGGACUUGGUGUUCUGGGAAAUUCUGUCCCAGAGCUGCUGAUGGCUCUACAUUCUUCCCUACAUGGCUUCAGUAAUGAGAUGCUUGUGGGGCACAGUCCACUCAUGGUGCCCAAGAACACAAGUCAGUGUAGUGCCCUUUCCUGAGCUUGGGCCAGGGCUGCUGUGGAGGGGAGAAGGGUGAGCACGUGGCCUGCAGUAAUUUCUCCACCACACUUAGCCAUGCCAUGACUCCUCAUGCCUGGAUUCAGGGGUUUUUCUUUGAGACAGUCUCACUAUGUACCUCCAGCUGUCCGGGAAAUCACUUUAUAAACCAGUUUGGCCUCAGCCUGACUGCCUCCCAAGUGAGGGUUCAGGUUUAACUCCCAAGAAGAGCAUCGUGGAACGGGAGCCAUCUCGAAACUUCUGAUGUUGAAAUCUGGUAGAAGGCAGAGGGCGUCCUUCUUGGGCUCUAUGAGGAACAGUGGGGAUGGGCCACAUUGAUCCUGUGUCACCUGCAUGGCCUGACCACUUCUACCACCAGCUGGCCGUGACAUGUCUGGAGUACCCUGGUGAUGACACCAGUGCUAGAUUGAUGGACACUGGGUGUCAGGGACAACAUGGAACCAGCCGCCCAAGCCAGUUUUGCUCUUAACCCUGAUUUCUGACACCUUUGGGAAAGUUAAACUCCCUGAAUUACCUAGCAGCAUUCUGCAGGUUGUGUGGCCUCUGGCUGUGGCAGGGAGGCUGUGGUGGGUUCACUCAGGCUGUUCCCCAAGGACUUGACUGUGACUGUCUAAGCCGGUGCCUCUCCAGGGUCAAUGGGUACAGCUCCUGACUCCUCAUUGCACUGCCUUCUACCCCAGUCUCUGGCGAGAUCUGAGGGGACUUGGGGUUUGCUCUUAGAACAAGACCCAGGCAGUGGUGCUAUCUGCGAACAUGAGACAUAGUUUUUCUGUGUUUCCACUUCCUAGGAUGAUGGUAGCCAGUGUAGAGAAACUUUUAAUUCCACUUCAGUUUUAAAAUAGCUGGGCUCAUUCAUUAGAUAGUGUUUAAGUAUGUGAGGGACCUGGGUGUGAGGGUCUACUUUCUAACCAUUUUAUGAAAUAAAAAUGCUUCAGCUGAGAUGACUCCAAAUUGAGAUGGGCUGGGCAAUGGCCCAGUGAUUUAAGAGUUGGACUGCUCUUGAAGAUGACAAGAGUUCAGUUCCCAGCACCCACAUUGGAUGCCUCACAACUAUAUAUAAACCUCAGCUCCAGGGGCAUCCAAUGCCUCUGUCCUCUGGGCACUUGCACUCAAAGGCACAGACUUAUUAAACACAAAGAAAAAUCCAGUACAUUGGGAAAGGUUAGGGCCUAGCUUUGUUGGGUUAACACCUUGAGUCCACCAGUGAGGAGCUGCGGCCAUGAUUCCAUAGGAGGGCACCUGCCUAGAACCCCUCAGGUCUGGGGCAUUGUUUAGUAGUAGAGCACCUGCCUAUCACAUCUGAGACAAAGGAAGCCAAACAAAAUCACCAGGCUUUGAAGACAGUAUCAAAUGUAAGGCAUUGUUUAUAUGUUGAAAUAUUUUAUAUAUGAUGGUUAAUAAAACUAAUUUAUUUCA
Molecule: messenger RNA, 2919 nt
Organism: Mesocricetus auratus (golden hamster)
Lineage: Eukaryota; Metazoa; Chordata; Mammalia; Rodentia; Cricetidae
Gene: Zfand2a
Product: zinc finger AN1-type containing 2A
Exons: 7
Coding region: 223-738 (171 amino acids)
Biological process (GO): protein targeting to ER; proteasome-mediated ubiquitin-dependent protein catabolic process
Cellular component (GO): endoplasmic reticulum; cytoplasm
Molecular function (GO): zinc ion binding
Source: RefSeq, a predicted model, not a curated record